Messenger RNA from Vidua chalybeata, 2504 nucleotides. It is a transcript of the gene SNORC, whose product is annotated as secondary ossification center associated regulator of chondrocyte maturation. Gene Ontology annotation, cellular component: cell periphery. The coding region runs from base 2088 to 2477 and encodes 129 amino acids. NCBI's taxonomy places the organism in Eukaryota, Metazoa, Chordata, Aves, Passeriformes, Viduidae. The transcript has 3 exons. The record is from RefSeq and is a predicted model, not a curated record. Gene Ontology annotation, biological process: cartilage development.
UCAACUUGCAUCAGUUUUCAUCAAGAAACAACAAGCAAAUACACAGGAUGUGGAACAACAGCUGCUGCUUUAUUUCUUCUCUGGUGAGGAAUACUGGUUGGUUUUUCUACUUGAUAAUUUUAGAGUUCAAAUAAACACCAGUAAGUUGAUAUUGGAAAUUUCUAACAAGAAAGCUUUAAUUUUCCUCUGCUGUCUGUAGAGAAACGUGUGCAUUCAUGCUGGUGCUGUUUAUGCAGGGGAGAUCAAGCCAUGGCUGGUUUGCUCUUAACGCAAACACUUGGCCACGGAGCCUCCUUUGCCAGUUGGUGCCCACCCCGUGCACUCCAAUGCACUGCCCUAAAUAAGGUGUUUUAUUUCUCCCCUCAACCUAAAGUCCACAUGGAAACCUUGUAAGUUUCUCUUUUUAGACUUACUUUCCUUUUUUUCUACUUGUUUUUGUGUGGAAAAUCCCAGUAAAGGUAAUGGUAAAUGUCUUGCCAUUCACAUGACCAUGGAAAAUAAGUCUGCUAAGGCCUAACUUACACGGUAGCUGUGCAUGAUGUUUAGCUGGUGUCUGAGAGAACAGUUUAUGUUUAGGCUGAUAACCUUUGUUUUAAUAUCUUCUCUUUUUAGCAUAUAAGGUGUAUGGUUCAUAAGUGCUUUCUGAUUUUUUAGUGGUAUGAUCUAUUUUCUGCAAGCUAAUUUUGUACUGCUCUACACUGUGUUACAAGUACACAAAAGCGUUAUUAGUUUUGAGCUUGGCUGGGAAGCAGGAAAGGAACAGCUUAUUGAUUGCUAAAUGAAAAUGCAGAAAUGCAAGCAGGGAAAAUGUGCAAUAAUUUGUCAAACCUUGAGGACCUCACUUGGCUCCUGAGAAGCUGUAGAUAAUGGAUCAGUGGGGAAGAUAACACUGUUCAUAAUACUGAAAUACUCUGGUUUCUGUGUUUCUAUGAAGGUAAGGUGGUGGCAUGUGCAGAUUGUGUGCUCAGAUGACUGCCUAGUCACCUUCUGUGACAAACAGGUCCCUUUCUAUAGCAAGAGUCAUUUGGAUCUGUAGGGGUGGGCAAAAUAGGGGCUCCAAAAAGCAAAGCAAUUCCUGCAGAAAAAUCUGAAAUUUAAGACUUAACUACUUGUGUUAUUUUCAGAGCAUAAAGAACUGAUAUUGGAGGUGUUUAUGUAUUCAUUACAUGAUGGGAAACCAUGACAUAUUCAUCAUCAUAUCAGCACCAAAAUACUAAUGAAAUUUCUGUGACAAUCAGCUGGAAUGUUCCCCUUUUUAUACACCUCAUCCUUUUGCCAUUCUUUGUUGCUGCAAAUGUGAUUUGAAGCAAACCUGAGUUUCCUGUGCUAUGAACUGUCAUGAGCCCCAGAGGCAGGCAGGGGCAGAGUGGCCGAGGCUGGUGGGAGGAGGUGGUGCCUGAGCAGUUGGGAUCCGAGGAGGAUGCUGGCAUUGCCUGCCAAAGGUGACUUUCCUGGAACACUUGGAGACUUUGACAGCAGUUCUGAGACCACCCAUGCCUCCCAGGCCAGCUCUGUAAGUAUUCCACCCAGCAACAAGGAUGCCAUGGAGCUGCUCUGGCUCUGUGUCAGAGCAUUUUAGCCUCAGAAGAUUGAGGCCCUUGUUCUUUGCUCUCCCCACCCUGCAAUGCCCUGCCACCCUGCACAGUGAGGGGAGAGCAGAGCCCUCAAAUGGGCUGCUUGGUCUUGGGCUGAGCUGCCCCAAUGGCUCCUGUGUUAUUUCCUGUGCCUCGGGAUGGCCAGCCCGAGGGAAGGCAUUCCAGGAGCAUCCUCGUGGCCUCUGGGAAGGGCUCACCAAUAACUGCUUGUGUGUGUGGUGACCUGGCAGGGUCCUCAUGGCUCUGCUUAGCUGCCUAUGGGGUUUUAGGCACAAGUUUGGGAGGGUGGAGCUGCCUUUGGGAGGAGGUGUGCUCCUGGAGCCAGAGAGAGGGAGGCUCUGCUGGGCUUUGCACUCUCUGCACAGCUGCUCUUGUGAGGGACUUUUUUUUUUUUUCUUCUUUUUUUUUCUUACCUGACUGAAAAAAAAAUUAUUAUACCAGUGACAUUUCUGAGUUGUUUUGUGCUUUGAAGAGUCCUAAGGAUUCCUGCUGAUGCUUUUCCUGAGGGAAGCCAUGCCCUACCACAGAGUCCUUCGCCUGGUCCUGCUAACGCUGUGCAGCAUCCUGGUCCCUGCUGUGCUGGCAGAGUACCCGCAGGACCCGGUCCCCACCUUCUGGAACGAGCCGCCCGAGCUGCCCUCUGGAGCCGGUCCCUUCGACGCUGCUGCCACCACCACCGCCCGGCUGUCGGAUGCCACUGCCUUCCCCCCGUACACCUCCGAGCUGGAGCCCGAGGACACCACCCACCUGCACCGGCUGGACACCGGGGACGGCUCACUGGGGCCUGGAGCUAUUGGUGCCAUUGUCAUCGCCUCCCUCCUGGGUACAUCUGUGCUUGUGGCCUUGGUUGUCAUCACACUGAGAAAGUUCUCGGCCUCCUGAACUCAAUAAAACAUUUUUGUUACACAA